UAAUAAGUGACUCCGAUUCUGACAUAGCACAUAAAACAUAUCGGAAGAUAAGGAAAGAGGUGUAAAUAAUAAUCCGAUAUGAACCACAAAGAUUCCGUGGGGCGCAGAUCUAGACAGAGAAAAACUCUCUGUUUAUGAACAUCUGUGUGUGACGCAUUUGUGUCCCUGUGGUCUCUCAAAGUUUUUAUUUCUGGUAAACAGUAUCACACCACUCGAACCUGCAUCAUCAGUGUGUUUACAGAGCUGCUGUGCAGCCUGCAUCCUGCUAAGAAGCCUGCUAUGACUCAGAGGUCAGGUGGCUGAAGUGAACAUUGUGUCACUGACAUGAAAACAUCACUUCUAGCUUGCUGUUAACAUCUGCAGAAACGCAUGUCAUGAGAACAGCCACUUGUCGACUGUACUUGCAAAUCACGGGUCAUUCGAUAACAGAUUCGUUUGGUAAGAGCCCCCGGGGAGAGAGAGAGACGGAUUUGUUUCAAAUGAAUUCUUAACGAGGUCUUCUGGGUCUGACUGGGGCUUGUUAAUGAUCAACACAGUCCACCCUUCUCACCAGGCCAUCACUGUGGAUACCAAGAACCCGUAAACACCUCCACCUACAGCUGAAGCUCCUGUUCGACUUUAAAUGAUAGGAGCCAUGUGGCAGGAUCGGUCCAAGGAUAGCAUCGCUGCGCAAGUCACAUACUUUUCAGGCCACAAAGGAGAGGUGAAUUGCUGCGCGUUCUCGCCCGACUGUCAACUCGUUCUCACGUGCUCGGAUGAUGGCCGCCUUUACCUGUGGAGAUUGUCCAAUGGGAAACUCGUGGCCAAAGUACAUGGUCACACAGGGCCGGUGAAACGGUGCACUUUUUCCAAAGACGGCUGUUUGUUCGCAAGCGCGUCACAUGACUGUACCACACGUGUCUGGAGCACGUCACCCAUCCGGUGCAUUCACAUUUUGACAGGUCACUUGCGAAGUGUUGAGACGGUGACCUUCAGUCUCGACGGCCGAAGCCUGGUAUCAGGGGGGUGGGACAACAUAGCACUGCUCUGGGACAUCCAUACUGGACUCAAACUGAGGCAGUUCUGUGGUCACAGUGCUGCUGUUCAGAGCAGUGCAUUCUCCACAGAUUCACAGUGGCUGGCCACAGGCUCAUGGGAUCACACUGCGAAACUGUGGAGUCUCAGUGGCGAUGAGGAGGUCGUGACCUUAACAGGGCAUCGGGGGAAUGUGGUCUGUCUCUGCUUCUCCACCACUGGGAUGUUGGCAUCCGGUUCGUGGGAUGGAACGGUGCGUGUGUGGUCACUGCAGAGGCGUGAGUGUGUGUUCGUGCUGGGUGGAGGUGAGCGUGUGUGGGUGAAGUGUGUGGCUUUCUGUAGAGAUGGAUCAGUCCUGGCAUCCACUGCCGAAGGGGACAAGGUGAGAGUCUGGGACAUGGCAGACGGCAGGUGUGUAAAGUGUUUACAGGGACACAAGGACUCAGCAUACGGGUGUGUAUUCAGCCCUACUGGUGCCCUGCUCACUAGUGGCUCUGACCAGCUUGACCUGGGUGAGACAGAAGACAACGAUGAUGAAGAGGAAGAAAAUAAUAAGCGAGAGGACGGACAAGACAAACUAAAGAUUACAAAAUGUCAUAUUUUUUUGGAAAAUAAAUAAAUAAACAAUCCACGGG
Ictalurus furcatus (blue catfish) is the source of this 1649-nucleotide messenger RNA. RefSeq names its product WD repeat domain 38 (gene wdr38). The record is from RefSeq and is a predicted model, not a curated record. Gene Ontology annotation, molecular function: protein binding. Bases 623 to 1633 code for a protein of 336 amino acids. Lineage: Eukaryota; Metazoa; Chordata; Actinopteri; Siluriformes; Ictaluridae. The transcript is spliced from 10 exons.